Molecule: messenger RNA, 1971 nt
Organism: Struthio camelus australis
Lineage: Eukaryota; Metazoa; Chordata; Aves; Struthioniformes; Struthionidae
Gene: SLC26A7
Product: solute carrier family 26 member 7
Biological process (GO): transmembrane transport
Cellular component (GO): plasma membrane
Molecular function (GO): bicarbonate transmembrane transporter activity; chloride transmembrane transporter activity; oxalate transmembrane transporter activity
Source: RefSeq, a predicted model, not a curated record
AUGACAGGGACAAAAAGAAGAAGAAGGGCAUUCUGGAGGAAGAUCCAUGCUGUUCGCUUUGAAGAUAUCAAACUGUGGUGUAUAAGAAGGCUGCCCAUUUUGAAAUGGAUGCUUAUCUACAAUUGGAAGGAAAAUUUGAUUCCUGAUACAGUUUCUGGGGUGAUGCUAGCCAUUCAACAGGUGACCCAAGGACUGGCCUUUGCUGUUCUGUCUUCAGUUCAUCCAGUUUUUGGUUUAUAUGGCUCUUUCUUUCCUGUCAUUAUUUAUGCCAUAUUUGGAAUGGGACGCCAUGUUGCAACAGGAACUUUUGCUUUAACUUCCUUAAUAUCUGCCAAUGCAGUUGAACGUCUUGUUCCUUCAAUCAGCACUAAUUUCACUGCAAACAAUAAUUCAGGAGCCUUGGGACUAUCAGAGUUUGAAAUGCAGAGGAUUGGAGUUGCUGCAGCAGUUUCAUUUUUAGGGGGACUCAUUCAGGUGGCGAUGUUUCUGCUGCACCUGGGCAGUGCCACUUUCUUGUUAACAGAACCAGUGAUAAGCGCAAUGACAACUGGAGCAGCUACACAUGUUGUGACUUCACAAGUGAAGUAUCUACUGGGAAUGAAAAUGCCGUACAUAUCAGGACCACUGGGAUUUUUUCAUAUUUAUGCCUACGUAUUUGAGAAUAUCAGAUCAGUUCAAGUAGAGGCUUUACUUCUGUCCCUGCUGAGCAUUGUGGUGCUUGUUCUUGUUAAAGAAUUGAAUGAGAAAUUUAAAAGAAACGUUAAAGUUGUUCUUCCCAUCGAUCUGGUUUUGAUAAUUGCUACCUCCAUUGCCUGCUACUAUGCUGAUAUGGAAUACGUCUAUGGGCUAGAAGUUGUGGGACACAUUCCUGAAGGGAUACCGUCACCAAGGGCACCACCCAUGAACGUCCUGCCUCAAGUAGUCACAGAAGCUUUUGGAGUAGCUCUGGUUGGUUAUGUAGCAUCACUAGCUCUAGCCCAAGGCUCUGCUAAGAAGUUCAAGUACUGUGUGGAUGACAACCAGGAGCUUUUGGCUCAUGGUCUCAGCAACGUGAUUCCUUCAUUUUUCUUUUGCAUACCAAGUGCUGCAGCGAUGGGACGUACGGCGCUUUUAUAUAGUACGGGCGCCAGAACACAGGUGGCUUGCCUUAUCUCUUGUGCAUUAAUUCUUGUAGUGAUCUAUGCAAUUGGACCAAUGCUAUAUUGGCUGCCUAUGUGUGUUUUAGCAAGCAUUAUUGUUGUGGGCUUGAAGGGGAUGCUGAUGCAGUUCCGUGACUUAAAAAAAUAUUGGAAUGUGGAUAAAAUAGACUGGAGCAUAUGGGUUAGUACCUAUGUGUUUACAAUAUGCUUUGCUGCGAAUGUGGGACUGUUGUAUGGAGUUGUCUGCACAAUAGUAAUUGUGAUUUUCCGCUUUCCCAGAGCAAAGACAGUGAAUUUGAAAAAUAUGAAAGAGGUGGAAUAUAAAUACAAAACAGAAGAUAACUGUGAAUCAUUAAAACACAUAAAGAUAAUUUCAGUCAACAACCCAUUAGUCUUUCUGAAUGCCAGGAAAUUUCAUGCUGACUUGAUAAAAAUAAUCCAGAAGGAUAGCACAAGCACCCAGGCAUAUGAAGAUGUAAACAAGUGUGAGCAGAACACAUUGCUCUGUUCAUUUUCCAAUGGAAGUUGUCGUGGUGAGUCCUUGUUGCAGCCAUGCUGCAGGGAGCGACAUGCUUUGAUACUAGACUGCAGUGGACUGAAUUUCUUUGACUAUACUGGAGUUUCAGUGUUGCUUCAGAUUUACAUGGAUUGUAAAAACAGACACAUUGAUGUGUUGCUAGCACACUGCAAAGCUUCCUUGAUAAAAGCGAUGCAGUACGGCGGAAACCUUGAAUCUGAAAAUGCCAUCUUCUUCGAAUCUAUUUCUUCUGCAAUUGACUCCAUUCAAAUUAACAGGAAUUACAGCAAAUUCAGUGAACAAAGUGAAGUGUGA